AUGUCAACGCUGCCAAAUUUUGUCGAGCCGAUAGCCUUACGAUGUUUUUUACUAGCUCAAAGCAUUGAUGUCAUUAAUCCUGACGUGAUGACAAAUUUACUAGCAAAGUUAAGGCAUCUUCCGGUUACUGAAGACAACAAACGGGAAUAUCAUACAGUACCUCUCGAGAAAGUCGGAGAGUUCCUGGACGCUAUUCUUUUGGCGUAUGCUAACACUGAAUUCCAAUCAGAGAAUACUAAUCAGCAAAGUGAUGGUCCGCUGCCUAUUAUCUCAACAAAAGCGUUUUUGGAGCGAUUUCGACCCACAAAUACCACUCGAGUACUCUGUGGCUACUUAUUUCAGCGUAAUGAUAUUGUAUUCAACUGCAAAACGUGUCAAUUUGAUGAGACGUGUGUGCUUUGCCUUAAUUGUUUUCAAAAUGGCAAUCACGAAGGUCACGAUGUGUAUUUUCAUCGUACAAGUCCUGGAGGAGUCUGUGACUGUGGAGACAGCGAAGCGUGGGCACCCGAGGGCUUUUGUGUCUACCAUGGACACAAAAAUGAAGUUACAGAAGGCUGUCCGAGAACAGGAAGCAUGGAAUCGUUGCCUGAUAAUAUUUUACGAGUAGCCGACGCUUUAUUUCAAGCCAUCGUGAGUUGUUAUAUCGAAAUGGCGACACAAUCGAUGAAACUUUUCGAUGCUGAGUUUGUGGAUGCAAAUGGACGGCAAAUGGUGCAUGCGUUGCGGUUACGAUUGCAACGAGAAGGGAAAACAAUGGACGAUGUCCAGCAUGCGGAACGACAAUUUCAUGUGCGUAUUUGCAACGACGACAUUCACUCGGACGAGGAUUUAAUUCGAUCACUGUCCCAAAAGCAAAUACCUCGAGCUGAAGCACUUGUACGAGCAAUUGAUUCCAAUGGAUCUGAAAUCGUGGCUAAUAAUUUGUUGUUGCGAGACGCUUUGGCGCUCAUGCAAGCGCUCAAGAGUGAAGGAUGGCACGUUUGUGUGGUACAAGAUCAAUUCAUACACGAUGAAGACGUUUUGCUACAUAUAACACGGUGGAUCAAGACUAUUUGCUCGUUGUCUGAACAGCUACAUGAGCUGUUUUGCAACAAAUUGUUUGCCACAGACGGUCAGCAAAAAGAACCAAUUCAGAUCAUGUUUCUCUCGGAUCCGUACUUUCGAAAGGAUCUUGUGCUGGAAUUGUACGAAUUAUAUUUGAGACUUCAAGGCGUUAAAGGUCCGAAAUUGCAAUUUUCGAUCGUUUUUAUAAAAGUAUAUAACCGAAUGAUGCUAAAAUAUUUCUGUGGAGUCGGUACGCGAGAAGAAUCGCUUUUUCAAUACGGGGUUCAGAUCCUUACGACUCCAUCGAUAGUUCACCAUUUAAUAAAAGAUGGAUUGAUGGAAAUGUUGUUAGAUACGAUCAAUACUGCGCUUGAAAUGGCACGCACACAUACCAUAUCACUACAACCACAUCAUAGUAUCUACCGUACAUUGGACUGUGAUCAUCCUCUCUUAAAGUUCAAACGGUACCACUUUGUGAUUGAAAACUUUGGGUAUGUAUUAGGUAUUCCGGCAAUGUCUAGUGCGUUCCUUCUUCGAUCGGAUUUGCUAGAAAAGUGGCUUUGUGCGCUCGCCGAAGUCCAAGAUCUGGAUCCUCAACUUCGCAUACAAAAUGGACGUGCUCAUGUGACUUUUGAAACACAGUCGUGGCUUACUGCGUUUGCUUUUCAUGCCCAUGUGAGCAAACUUCAUUCUAUAGUUUCAAAAGGAAUUCGUUUUCAUGAGGCUGUGGAUGCAAGCACUUGCAAUCAAGAGCGCGAACGUAUGGUUUUUAAUAUGCUUGAAGGAUUUUGGGAUCAGAUGGAUCGUUCCGUAACACAUCAGAUGGAACUUUAUAGUUCUCCGUGUGGUCGAUUGCUGGGCUCCCAUUGUUCAAAAGAGAUUGUCAAGUAUGAUAUCAUGACACAACCAGUGUCAUUCCACCACCCACUUCAUGGUCUGCUAGCUUUUUCUUUGAUUGAAAGUCUGUACUUUGGACCAGCUUCACCUUUUGAAAGCGCCAAACCGUGGAUUUCGAAUUGGACUACACUUCUUGAGCGCACGAUGGCGAAAAUACUGAAUCAGAGCGGAAGCAGAGAAGAAGAAUUGAACAAACUAGUGCGACAGAAGAAGAUAUUGAUUUAUGCACUGAUGGAAUUUCCGCUUCGCUCUAUGGCUUUAAGCGCGCAUAUUACGUGCGGCUUAUGGAUUCGAAAUGGCCAAAACAUGCAGCGCCAGUUGUUUAACUAUAUGAGUCCACCGUGGUGCAAAGAGUUACGGGAUUCGGACCUUUUUCUUGUUCAAGUAAGCGCAGCGGUGGUGCGUCUCCCCACGUUCUUAACAAUUUUUUUUGACCGCUUCGGCCUUGCAGAGUGGCUUGUAUCCUGGGCAAAUAUUGGUAAUCCAGAGUACGAAAGCUUGAGCGUAGCUACUCGUGAGGAUUUUGCCAGCGCUUCAGAGGACGAGAAACUAGUUAGCGUUUUAGAAACCGCUCUGCUACAGCUUCUUUGGAUCGUAACCGAGCUCACACCCGAUUCAAACGCCAUUGAACAAAGAGAUAUAGUUCUUCGCCGUGAAGUUCUCCACCGUCUAAGCCAGAAUCCAUAUCGACUGUCUGAACUGCUUGAUCAAACUGAAUUUGUAGUCUCAUCGCCGUUUGGUGGCCUCACAACUCGGCAAGAAAGGCAGCACUUAGCACGCCUUGAGCAAAUCCUUGAUGAAAUUGCUGACGUACAGGUUAAGCGCUCCCAUCUAGGGGCUCCACUCGGCGAUGGCGCCUGUGAAGCCGACAGCAUGGGAGAUGGGUCUAUGGAACCAACGACAUACUUUUUAAAAGGGGCGUAUUAUAAAGAAUAUGAUCCGUCAUUUUAUCACUUGAGUCGAUCAAGCCAUGAAAAAGCACAGGAUGCUCGUCAAGAGGCGUUGUUUAAGACAUGGAGAGCAGAGGAUCCACCCAUUCCGCUAGUCUCACAACUUCCACCUCCACACAUGUCGUUUGGCAUAGUGCGAUUUCUUGUGCUGGAAAAAGGUUUGCUUGGUAUCUUGCGCCUUAUUUUGGAGGACGUACAUUGCCCGGGCAUUGGAAGUUUAGCUUGCGACCGUCGAGGCAAGAAGACGAAUGCGAUGGUGAUAUUACGUGCUAUUCACCUGAUUAAUGUGGCUGUUCUUGUGCUGCAGCGUGGUAAUGAUAAAGCGAUUUUGCCGCAAGAGACUGAACCUGUUUUGUCUGAAAGUAAGAUACGCCAGACGCUCUUAUUACUGCGAAACGGCCCCGAAGCCUUUAGAGAAACAGAUGUAACAUCACGAGGAAAGAAGCGCGUGAAAAGGCAGUCAGUGUCUAGUGAUGAGGUCAAUGUGCAAAUGAAUCGAGAGAAUGAGGAAGGCGAGACGAAUGACGUCCACGAUUUAAGUAUUGUUGCGCUUCUUGUAGCACUGUCAAAGGAUAUGGCUCAGCAUGACUUUGAAGCCUCUAAAUCCACGAUCUCAGCUAUUUACUGGAUUUUAAACAAUUUAGCAGCGUUAGAUAGUGUGAUCUAUGUGUACUUAGAGCUUCGAGUCUGGAGUGGAAUGAAAAAACAUGAAGAGAUGGUGACUGAGGUAGGAAUGUCAAAAUCUGAACGUAACAAGCUUCGUCAACAACGCGCAAUUGCGGCGAUGAUGGCACGUCAAAAAUCUUUUGCGCAGUCGAGUGCUUUUGCUGAGAUGGACGACGCGGAACAGUUAGAUGGAACUGGGUUCUCUGGCAACACUAGAGUGCAAUUAAACAACCAUGACACAGAUCCCGAGCAUUCAAUUGUCUACCAACCGCCAUCACCGCCAGACUGCAUUAUUUGUUCGCAGAAGGAGAGGGAGAAGCCAAUGAUGUACAUCGGUCAUGCUCAAAUGAGCAAAGUGAAUUCUCAUGCGACUGAAAAUUUACCAAGAGACAUGACGAAGAUUGUGACUGAUGAACAUAAUAGCUCCUCUGCUCUCACGACAGCAUUUCCACCAGCCAUUCAUCUGUCGCUGUGUGGUCACGCUGUCCAUCUGCACUGCUGGCAAAAGUACUUCGAACUAGUGCGUGCACAGUCUCGAUUUAAUUUUGAGCACAACCAGACCAGCAUCGCGUUUGAUGCGAAUUUUGGCGAGUUUCUUUGUCCGCUUUGUCAGGCGCUUAGCUCUAUGCUAGUACCAUACUUACCCGUCUGUCCACCACUAACAUCAGCAAAUCAGGUACGUGAUCGCAUCGCCAUGGAACAAGUAUUUCAGUCAAAACAAGAUACUUCAACAAUAUUAUCGUGGUUGUCCAAUGGACUCCCGAGUCGAAUUGAUUCAAUUGACCCUGGAAAUAAUGAAAUGAAUGCAGAGGAAGGGAAUAGAUUGAGCAUAAACCGUGAGGAUGAUAUUCAUGCGAUGAAUCAGUUUGCCGUUGGGUUUCUCGAGACGAUGUUGCGUUUCCAGCCCGAAAUGACGCAUCUGGCAACUGCUAUGAGUGCACUCAAGAAUGGUUUUUUCUCAACUGGAGCACAACUCACGCAUUUGAUCUGGUCAUCUGUGGCUUCAACGAUUACUAGCACGCAAUUAAGUGGCAUUUCAUCUGCAAUGCAUUCUUUAGAAACAUUCUCGACAUCGAAGAAAGGCAAUAAAAGUUCUUCUAUCUGGCAACCACCUUCUCGAUCCCCAACUACUGAAAUGGCAACUUCUGCGGCGACAGCAUAUUCCCUCGUGUCUUUGAGAAUCACUGACAUUUUAAAUCCGGCAGUACCGCCUUUGAAAACGCGAGUAGGUGUGUCAUUGCCAGAAGCGCUAGAUCCACAAUUGGACCAAUAUACACCCAAAGACGACAGCAAACUCAAUAUUCUGCUGCGGCCACUGCGAAAUAUGUCAUUGCUUUUUACAACACGCCACCACGGAUUUUAUCGCAGUAUGUGCUUCCCUGUUGCGCAGAAUCUUCGACUUGCUCUGUCUUCUGAACAAUGGCUUGAGACGUUAUCGCAAGGACCUCCACUCCAACUUGGUCUACCCAUUUUGAGUCAGGAUUUAUUCUAUCUGUGUGUUGCUAUUUGCAGUAGUAUGCUGACGACUAAAUCAGAGAUCUUGCUCACGAUUCGAUCAUUGUGUGUUCUAUACAUGGCCCAAGUGCUUAUUCAACUGGCUCAAAUGGAAGCGGAAGAUGAAGAUGAAGAUGAUUGUCUCGGAAAUGAAUUGAGCGAUGAAAGGAGACGUGCACUUGUAACUGUUGGUGCUAAUGAUGAAUUAUAUGAGCAAAGGGAAGAUAUGCAGCUUGGAUUGGAAACGCUGAUGGCGCGUCUUGCAUUUGAAGCUGGCGUUACUUGUGAUCGGAACCGAGAAGAUGUUCCCUGUGCAACUCGGCGGCCAGCGUUACAAGGUCGACAGCUGCAAUUGCUGUUUGAAUCUUCGUGUACGGCAUUCAUGCGGCAAGCGACACUUCUUUGUCGUGCAUUUUUCCGAGGCGAGCAAGAUCCAGAUGUAUCAUGGAGUGCCAAUUUUGUCAGCUCGCUGCGUCUCAGUACAAAUUACCAUGAAAUGUGUCAACAACUAGGAAUACCACGAAUUUCACAGUUAUUGGUCGAUGAACAACUGAUCAAAUAUCUUUUACGGGCUGCGCGUGAACUACGUACUCGUAUAACAAGUGGUGCAGUAUCAGAAGAGGCUCAAGCUCAUUACCAGCACCACGGGAAUGCUGAGCAACUGAUUACCGAGGUCCAGACACUUGUUUUUAGUAAGGCAAAGCAAGACGAAAAUACUUUGGCUGAAUGGGAAGCAAGAAUUGCUCGCGGUAAUUUUCAGAAAAUCCCAAAACUUCCGCUUCGAUUGGAGCCAGAUGUGCAUCAGCCGCAUAAAAGUUUAUUUCAUUUCGCAAAUAUUCGACUGGUAAAACUAGCGCAUUCGUAUACCAGUUUACAUUCUGAGGUGCUAGGGAGAAGCAAAUGCAGACAAACGUUAAAGACAAUGGAGAAUCCAGCUAUUUGCCUGGUUUGUGAACACAUCCUAUGCGCUGGGACCGAGUGCUGCCGACGACGCAAUGACGGUAUUGGUGCCUGUACUUAUCAUGCUAUUACGUGUGGUGCUGGUGUUGGGUUAUUUUUCCUUAUGCGGUCGUCUUCAGUGCUUCUUGUAUAUGGCCCUAGGAGCUCGUACUUUGGAUCGCCUUAUCUUGAUAUGUUUGGUGAAGAGGAUAUUAACGUGCGUCGUGGGCGACCCUUAUAUUUAAGUGCUACGCGAAUGAGAGCGCUGCAGACGCUGUAUGCAAAUCAUCAGCUUGCCAAUGAGGUAGCACGAAAUCGGCGAACCUCCGAUCAAUACAUUCGAAAUAAUUAUUACUGA
Plasmopara halstedii is the source of this 6348-nucleotide messenger RNA. Its product is annotated as e3 ubiquitin-protein ligase. Gene Ontology annotation, cellular component: cytoplasm; ubiquitin ligase complex. The transcript has a single exon. The record is from RefSeq and is a predicted model, not a curated record. Gene Ontology annotation, molecular function: zinc ion binding; ubiquitin protein ligase activity. Bases 1 to 6348 code for a protein of 2115 amino acids. Gene Ontology annotation, biological process: ubiquitin-dependent protein catabolic process via the N-end rule pathway; protein ubiquitination. NCBI's taxonomy places the organism in Eukaryota, Oomycota, Peronosporomycetes, Peronosporales, Peronosporaceae.